Letharia columbiana is the source of this 645-nucleotide messenger RNA. RefSeq lists its product as uncharacterized. Lineage: Eukaryota; Fungi; Ascomycota; Lecanoromycetes; Lecanorales; Parmeliaceae. The coding region runs from base 1 to 645 and encodes 214 amino acids. Gene Ontology annotation, molecular function: DNA binding. The transcript has 2 exons. The record is from RefSeq and is a predicted model, not a curated record.
AUGGCUAGCGAGAAGACGCCCGAGGUUGGCGACAAAGCCUCCUGGAACUGGAACGGCUCCACCCCAUCCGGAGAAGUCGCCGAAAAGAAAGCCGAAGGCGAAGUCUCGGUCCAAUCCAAACGCGGCAACACCAUCAAGAAAUCCGCCCAACCCAAUGACCCUGCGAUCCACCUCGCCCGCCCCGGCAACGACGUCGUGAAGAACCAAUCCGAGCUUAACGUCGAAGAAAAAGCCUCUGGUGACGCCAACGGCACGAAAGAACAAGAAGAUUCUCCCGCCGAGGAAGAGCCCGAAGCCACGCCCGCCAAAACCAAACUUCCCGCCAAAUCCCCUGCCAACAAGCGCAAAGCCACCGAAGAACCCGAGCAGGUGAAGGAGGCGAAGAAGUCAAGGGGGAGACCCAAGGGCGCUGCUGCUACGCCAAAGGAAAAGAAGGAACCGAAGGAGAAGAAGGAGAAGGCUGCGCCAAAGGAGAAGAAAGAGAAGCCGGCUAAAGCUGAGGGAGAGAAGAAGGGAAGGGGGAGGCCUGCGAAGGAUCCCUCCGCGCCCAAGGCAGCGCCCAAGGCAAAGAAGGAGAAGAAGCCUGAAAAGCCUGCUGCCAAACCGAUGGGGGUGGGUAAAAGGACAAGGAGUCAAGCGAAGUAA